AUGGGCACAUUAGGAGCACCUACGUGCGGCACGCUGGCUGCCGCACGGCAGCAGCCAGGCUGCAGCACCAGCGGGCGACAGGCGGCGGUCGCCGCCACGCCGCUGGUGCCCUCCGAGCGCCGCCUCGCCCGGCGACUGAUGGCGGCUCCUACGCCGCACCGCCAGCAGCAGCCGCACGCGGCGCAGCCAGCGCGGCGCGUGCUGCGCGUGCGGCUUGCGCGGCCGCCCGGCCUGGACCUGCUGUGCCAGGCGCUGCCGGCGGGGCAGCAGCAGGGCGCGACGCCUCCGGUGCACGCAGACUAUGCUGCCAAGGCGGGCGACUCUGCGGUGCUGCAGCGGCCGCUCAAGGCGGAGCUGCUGCCGGAGGAGAUCCAAAACGUGUUUGGCUACCCACGCAACCUCAAGGACAAGUACCUGCUGGGCUCGGUGCUGGGCGCGGGCAGCUUUGGCGUGGUGCGCGAGUGCACCGACCGCCGCAGCGGCCGCCGCUUUGCGGUCAAGUCGAUCAACAAGGUGCCCAAGAAUGCGCGCGCCACGCCGCGCUACCUGCUCAAGAUACAGACCGAAGUUGAUGCCAUGCAGCAGCUGGGCGGCUCCCUGGAUGCCGUCUUCCUGCAGUGCCACGCCAAGGGCCUGAUUUACCGCGACAUCAAGCCCGACAACUUCCUGCUAGUCACCAAGGUAAAGCUGGAGAGCGCGCAGGAGUCUGCCGCCUCGCUGUGCGGCUCCGGCAGCUACUCGGCAGCUUCAGACGGCGACGGCUCCGAGCCGGAGCUGCCAGCCAGCGGCGGCGUGGCGGCAGGGGGCGGGUGUUUCAGCAGCAACAUCCUGCCAGCCAGCAGCCUGCAUGUGUGGAAGUACAUCACCAGAAAGGCCUCCCCACGCAACCCGCUCCUACGGUUUGGCGAAGCUCUGGGGCUGGGCUCGCCAGGCCAACAGGACAUGGACUCCCCGGUCAAGGCCACCGACUUUGGGCUGUCCAUCCGGCACCGCCCCGAGGACCCGCCCCUCAAGUCGCGUAGCGGCACCCCCGCCUACAUGGCGCCCGAGGUCAUCCAGCAGUCGUACGACGAGCGGGCCGACGUGUGGAGCGCGGGCAUCAUGAUGUACCAGCUGCUUACCGGCAAGUUCCCGUUCUGGGACAAUGUGCGCGACUGCACGCUGCAGCAGGUGUGGAAGUCCAUCCUGACCGACAAAAUCAACUGGAACGCGCCCGCGCUCAGAGAGGUCUCCACCCCCGCCCGCGACCUGCUGAAGCAGAUGCUGGACCGCAACCCGGCGCGGCGCGUGCGCGCGGGCGAGGCGCUGCGCCACCCCUGGCUGCAGGACGCCGAGUCGACGUCCACCCUGCCGCUGCGCUCCUCGGUGGUGCAGCGCCUGCAGCGCUUUGCCACCUACGGCCACCUCAAGCAGCUGGUGCUGCGCAUCAUCGCAGACGACAUGGCCAACCACCCCACCACGCAGAAGGAGAGCCAGGAGCUGAUUGAGGGGCUGACCGCGCUGUUUGGCGAGCUGGACGUAAACGCCAGCGGCAGCGUGUCCAUGGAUGAGCUGGUGUCGGGGCUGGACCGCCUGGGGUACGACAUACGCGUGGACGAGAUGGAGCACCUGAUGCAGCGCGUGGACGUCAACCACGACGGCGAGAUCCAGCUGACGGAGUUUGUGGCGGGGCUGGUGGACUGGAAGGCGCUGCAGAACGACACGCAGUGGGGCUGCUGGGUGCAGAGCAUGUCGAUGGAUGUGGGUGUGGAGGGCGUGGGGCCUGUGGCGCUGGGUUCGAUGGACCACUCGGGGGAGGGCCCCCCUCACUCUGUGGACCUCGCCUCCGCCGUGGCAGCAACCAUGGAGCAGCGGCGGCGCAACGGCAAGCUGGGGCAGGUCCAGGCGCGCGCGCCCCCGCAGUAG
Messenger RNA from Chlorella variabilis, 1905 nucleotides. RefSeq lists its product as hypothetical. Gene Ontology annotation, molecular function: calcium/calmodulin-dependent protein kinase activity; calcium-dependent protein serine/threonine kinase activity; ATP binding. The transcript is spliced from 12 exons. Gene Ontology annotation, cellular component: nucleus; cytoplasm. NCBI's taxonomy places the organism in Eukaryota, Viridiplantae, Chlorophyta, Trebouxiophyceae, Chlorellales, Chlorellaceae. The coding region runs from base 1 to 1905 and encodes 634 amino acids. The record is from RefSeq and is a predicted model, not a curated record. Gene Ontology annotation, biological process: peptidyl-serine phosphorylation; protein autophosphorylation; intracellular signal transduction.